CUGAGGAGGCGGGGAGGGGAGUGCUGGGCCGGUCGGCAGGCGGGCAACGAUGCCGAACUUUUGGGCUGCCCCCAACUGCACGCGGAAGAGCACGCAGUCCGACCUGGCCUUCUUCAGGUUCCCGCGGGAUCCAGGCAGAUGCCAGAAGUGGGUCGAGAAUUGUAGGAGAGCUGACCUGGAAGAUAAAACACCUGAUCAACUCAAUAAACAUUACCGAUUAUGUGCCAAACACUUCGAGACCUCUAUGAUUUGUAGAACUAUACAUUUUAGUCCUUAUAGGACAGUUCUUCGAGAUAAUGCAAUACCAACAAUAUUUGAUCUUACCAGUCAUUUGAACAAUCCACAUAGUAGACACAGAAAACGAAUAAAAGAAUUGAAUGAAGAUGAAAUCAGGACACUGAAACAGAAAAAAAUUGAUGAAACUUCUGAACAGGAACAAAAACAUAAAGAAACAAACAACAGCAACGUUCAGAACCCCAGUGCAGAAGAAGGGGGUGAUGAAGAUAUUUUACCUUUAACCCUUGAAGAGAAGGAAAACAAAGAAUACUUAAAGUCUUUAUUUGAAAUUUUGAUUCUUAUGGGAAAACAAAACAUACCUCUGGAUGGACAUGAGACUGAUGAAAUCCCAGAAGGUCUCUUCACUCCUGAUAACUUUCAGGCCCUGUUAGAGUGCCGGAUAAAUUCUGGUGAAGAGGUCCUGAGAAAACGCUUUCAGACCACAGCAGUUAAUACAUUGUUCUGUUCAAAAACAAAGCAGAAACAGAUGCUAGAGAUCUGUGAGAGCUGCAUUCGGGAAGAAACCCUCAGGGAAGUGAGAGACUCACGCUUCUUUUCCAUUAUCACUGACGAUGUGGUAGACAUAGCAGGGGAAGAGCACCUUCCUGUGUUGGUGAGGUUUGUAGAUGAAUCUCAUAACCUGAGAGAGGAAUUUGUGGGCUUCCUGCCUUAUGAAGCUGAUGCAGAAAUUUUGGCUGUGAAAUUUCACACUACAAUAACUGAGAAGUGGGGACUAAAUAUGGAGUAUUGUCGUGGCCAGGCUUACAUCGUGUCUAGUGGAUUCUCUUCCAAAAUGAAAGUUGUUGCUUCUAGACUUUUAGAGAAAUAUCCCCAAGCUAUCUACACACUUUGCUCUUCCUGUGCCUUAAACAUGUGGUUGGCAAAAUCAGUGCCUGUGAUGGGGGUGUCUGUUGCAUUAGGAACAAUUGAGGAAGUUUGUUCUUUUUUCCAUCGAUCACCACAACUGCUAUUAGAACUUGACAAUGUAAUUUCUCUUCUUUUUCAGAACAGUGAAGAAAGGGGUAAAGAACUGAAGGAAAUUUGCCAUUCUCACUGGACAGGUAGGCAUGACGCUUUUGAAAUUUUAGUGGAUCUCCUGCAAGCACUUGUUUUAUGUUUAGAUGAUAUAAAUAGUGACACAAAUAUUAGAUGGAAUAACUGUAUAACUGGUCGAGCAUUUGUACUCUGUAGUGCAGUAACAGAUUUUGAUUUCAUUGUUACCAUUGUUGUUCUUAAAAAUGUCUUAUCUUUUACAAGAGCCUUUGGGAAAAAUCUCCAGGGACAAACUUCUGAUGUCUUCUUUGCUGCCAGUAGCUUGACCGCAGUGCUGCAUUCACUCAAUGAAGUAAUGGAAAAUAUUGAAGUUUAUCAUGAGUUUUGGUUUGAGUAAGCAACAAAUUUGGCAACCAAAUUUGAUAUCCAAAUGAAACUCCCUGGGAAAUUUCAUAGGGCUCAGCAGGGUAACCUGGAAUCUCAGCUAACCUCUGAAAGUUACUAUAAAGAAACCCUCAGUGUUCCAACAGUGGGGCACAUCAUUCAGGAACUUAAAGAUAUAUUUUCAGAACAGCACCUCAAAGCUCUUAAAUGCUUAUCUCUGGUACCCUCAGUCAUGGGACAGCUCAAAUUCAAUACAUCAGAGGAGCACCAUGCUGACAUGUACAGAAGUGACUUGCUUAAUCCUGACACACUUUCAGCUGAACUUCACUGUUGGAGAAUCAAAUGGAAACACAGAGGGAAAGAUAUAGAGCUUCCAUCCACCAUUUAUGAAGCCCUCCAUCUGCCUGAUAUCAAGUUUUUUCCUAAUGUAUAUGCCUUGCUGAAGGUCCUGUGUAUUCUUCCUGUGAUGAAGGUUGAGAAUGAACACUAUGAAAAUGGACAAAAGCGUCUCAAAGCAUACUUAAGGAACACUUUUACAGACCAAAGGUCAAGUAACUUGGCUUUGCUUAACAUAAACUUUGAUAUAAAACAUGAUCUGGAUCUAAUGGCAGACACAUAUAUCAAACUAUAUACAACUAAGUCAGAGCUUCCUACAGAUAAUUCAGAAACUGUUGAAAAUACCUAAAAGACUUUUAAAAUGGGCUUUCUCUUAUAUUUGAUAUUUGGAAGAAAAGCCGUAAGGUGUAUGUA
This is a messenger RNA of Sciurus carolinensis (gray squirrel), 2403 nucleotides long. Its product is annotated as 52 kDa repressor of the inhibitor of the protein kinase-like. The record is from RefSeq and is a predicted model, not a curated record. Gene Ontology annotation, molecular function: protein dimerization activity. NCBI's taxonomy places the organism in Eukaryota, Metazoa, Chordata, Mammalia, Rodentia, Sciuridae. The transcript is spliced from 2 exons.